This is a messenger RNA of Trifolium pratense (red clover), 1987 nucleotides long. RefSeq names its product zinc finger CCCH domain-containing protein 62-like. Bases 177 to 1580 code for a protein of 467 amino acids. Lineage: Eukaryota; Viridiplantae; Streptophyta; Magnoliopsida; Fabales; Fabaceae. The record is from RefSeq and is a predicted model, not a curated record. The transcript is spliced from 8 exons.
UUUUACCAAAAAAGAUCAAAAGUUUUUUUCCUAGUUUUUACCCAAAAAAUCAUAAACCCAGCCAGGCUCAGCGCCGCUCUUUCUCUUUGCUUCUUUCAUUUCAAUUUCAAAUAUUUCCACACGAAUAAAUACCGCGGCAUGUGUAUACGAAAAUCGCGGUUACAACUUACAAAGAAAUGAAUCAUAAGAGGAGAGGAAAAAGAGAAGCCAUUAUUCUCUCUUCUUCCUCCGCCUCCUCCUCUGAAGAAGAAGAUUACGACGACGAUUCCGAUGAACAUUAUAGCGAUGGCGACGAAGCUUCCGAAUCAGAUGCCACUGAUAUUGCUGACGAUGAUGAAGAAGAAGAAGAAGAACGCGAUGAAGCUUCUGAAUUAGAUAAUAGUAAAGUUGAUGACGAAUCGCUCUCCGCAAAAGUUGUUACUCUCCUUCAAGGUGGAAAGGAUAUUGAUUCCUUGAAAUUAACCGAAUGCAAAGCCUAUUUGCGGAAACACGGAUUGAGGCUUGCAGGAAAUAGAGCGGUUUGUAUUGCCAGGAUUAAAGAGCAUUGGAGGUUAAAACAUGGAAGUGGGUACACAUUGUAUCCAAGAUGGUCCUUCAACAUUAAUUGUACGGGUGAUGUCUGCUUGGGAGAUGUUGUUCUGUUUAGACAAAAGGUUUAUGAAAAGUUUAACAAAGUGACUAGGCAUGGAAGAGUUAUAGGAAACAGAACUGUUGCUGGGAGGGUUGUCAAGGAAAGCUAUGGUGCAGCUAAACAACAACAUACCUUCACUGUUGAGGUUUUGUGGAGUAGUGGGGUUAAUAAAUUACCUCCACUUUCUCCUUUGCUUGUAAAGGGCCGUAAUCUCUAUAAACAGAAAACUUACAGACAGAUAUGGAAAAAUGAAGCUGAUAGGGUCAAAGUGCUAUCUGAGAAGCACAGACGUGGUGCGGCAGCGAGGUCUGUGAGAGCGUUGAGGCAGCAAAAGAAAAGCUAUAAUGCAAAUGGAUCUAAAGGUUCUAAGCGGCAGCAUGAAGCCCAUAAUACCAAACGAUCAAAUAAAGGAAGACUGUGUGAUCCCAACAAGGUUAGGGACCUUGAUGGCUCUAGAAGAGCAAACAAGUAUCAACGUAAAGAGGCCACACCAUCAACACAAGCAACAUGGAAUGAGAGUGCAUCUUCAAGGGGUAGAGUCCACGAGUCUGCUGAAUUUGACCGCUAUCAAGCCCCACCCUAUCCAUUACUGGCUAGUAGUCGACAAAUUCCAUAUCAAUAUCAAGUAAAUUCUCAAAACUGGAAUGGAUCAGCCCCACCCUAUCCAUUACAGGCUAGUAGUCAACAAAUUCCAUAUCUAUAUCAAGUAAAUUCUCAAAACUGGAAUGGAUCAAACGGAUUUGUUAAUCACGAAAGGGGCACAAGUUCCAAUAUGAGAGGAUUCCCACCUUUCAGGCCUGGUGUUAGUGAUGUACCCAGUGAUAGCUAUCAUCCCCACACAAAUCGAUACUACAACUUUGAGGUGAAGAAUUUGAAUACAGAACGAAUGGACAGACCAUUAUACUUGUCUCCAAGAGACAGGUAUGGAGGGAGAAAUUAUGUCAUGUGAUAUAUAAUAAUCUGUUUUUCACUUGGAACAAUUGGAACGUGAACAGUUUGGCUUCACUUUUCAACAGUGGCAUACAUUGGGCUUGCCAACUGUGCAUCUGACUUUGGACCCAGUCUACACAGUAUUUUUGGGUGUAUAUAUCCUUGGGGAAAAAAUGUACUUUUAGGGUCUGUUUGGUACACAUGAUAAGAGACAGGAUAUGAUAACUGUAUCAUAUCCUGCCGCAAUCCAGUGUUUGGUGAUACAACAGGAUAUGAUAAGUUAAUCCUGAAGCUUAUCCUAUCUUGUCUCUCUAGUUAUAAUUCUUAUCCUGAAUUUGAGCUGGGUUACCAGCAGGAUAGGAUAAGAAGAAAAAAAAAAUUACUGAUUUAUUUUAUAAAAUACAUUUUAAAAUACAUAAAAUAAAA